AUGACGACUCCCGAACUCACGCUCAUCGUCGCUGCCACCCGCAGCAUGGGCAUUGGCUUCCAGGGCACCAUGCCCUGGAAAGGCCUCAAGAAGGAAAUGCAGUACUUUGCGCGUGUGACGACGCGAGUUCCCACUUCAUCACAGACCAUCCAAAACGCCGUCAUCAUGGGCCGCAAGACCUGGGACUCCAUCCCCCCCAAAUUCAGGCCUCUCAAAAACCGCCUCAACAUCGUCAUCACUCGCUCCGCACCAGCUCACCCGCCUUCAUCACCGCCUCCAGCUGACGCCGAGGUCCGAGUGCCUUCCGUAGAAGCGGCGCUGCGGUACGCGGCAGAAGCAAACUCGAGCAGUGGCGGCCGCGUCUUCGUCAUGGGAGGGGCGCAGAUCUACGAGGCGGCGCUGAGGCAUCCCUCGGCGAAGCGUGUGCUGCUGACGAGCCUUGAUGCCGAUUUUGAGUGCGACACGGUCUUCCCGCUGGAUUUGACGGGGGACAAGGCCGAGGGCUGGGAGAAGAAGUCGAGAGAGGAGCUGCAGGCGUGGACGGGCGAGGAGAUUGAGGAGGGAGGACAGGAGGAGGCGGGCAUCAAGUACGAGUUUCAGAUGUGGGAGAAGAAGUACUGAUUGGUUGAUUGAUUCAUGAGAGUAUGAAUAUAGAAUUUUUUUUUUGUUUGUUUUCCUUUUCCAUCUAUAUAUACGUCUAUCAGAGAGGUGGGAUGCCGAACCUCUACGUUUGCCGGCAGCUAUCAGCCCGUACAUCAUACACUUGUAACGUACACCCGAGCACUAUUAUAUACACAUGUACAAAGGACUUGUUUGUCUCGAAUAUCUCCACACGCAUUUUGAUACUUUUCUUCCGUUUUUUGCAGUUUGCAUAUUUUACAGGUUUCCUCAAUCGCCAUUUUCUUGGUCAUCGUCGUCAUGCUUCUUGACUCCUUUUCUCCCCUUCUUUUCUUUCAUGAUUAAGCAGCCUUGGCCAGUUCUGGGGUAGCCUUUGCUUCUUGGCUCUCGUCCACACUCUCCUUGCCUUGCUCCCUCUUAAAGGGCUCUUCAAGUCUCGUCCAGAACACAUCCACCGGCUUGUCCAAGAUCUCGAGAGCCCUAUUGGGCAUUGCCAUGUCGGAAGCGCCCUCCAGCGAUGCAAGGCCCGAUCUCAUCCAUCCAACAAUAGCCACCAAUGCUCGUGGGUCAACCUCGGGGUCGCCCUUGAAGAGGUUCCUCCACACGGCGCUCGCUAAUACGGCGUCGCCCUUGAUGAGGCCCUCGUCAUACGCUAGCAGGAGGCCUCGCCACUGGACAAAGAUGUCCUUGAGGUAGCGCUGUCGGAGAGCGCUGGAGGUGAUGUUGUGGUCGAUGUGCAUCUUCUUCUCGCACUCGAAGAAGAAGUGGUCGAUGAGCUGCUGCUGCCAGCUUCGGU
Molecule: messenger RNA, 1414 nt
Organism: Trichoderma atroviride IMI 206040
Lineage: Eukaryota; Fungi; Ascomycota; Sordariomycetes; Hypocreales; Hypocreaceae
Biological process (GO): dihydrofolate metabolic process; folic acid metabolic process; glycine biosynthetic process
Cellular component (GO): mitochondrion
Molecular function (GO): dihydrofolate reductase activity; NADP binding
Source: RefSeq, a predicted model, not a curated record